UUGAAAAAACAAAAUACUACCAAUUCCCAAAGAAUCCCUCCUCUUCUCCUCCUCAUCAACAGAAAAAUAAAAUAAAAUCUGUUAUAUAAUCAUUCACUACUCUUUAUUCAGCAGCUACCAAGAAACAGAAACAGCAAACCCUCUUCACGGCAGUGAGUCUUAGAGUGACCAAGUUUUAAAUAUGAGAGAGGGAUAAAGAGAAUGAGAGACCAACAAUGGGCAGCCAGUAGUACAGUUAGUUGUUGUUGUUGUUAGGGUUUCAUCUCAGUCCUAUCUCUUUGUCUUCUGUUUAAAAAAUUCAUUCAUUUACUUCUUCUCUCUGUCUCACUACUAACCCAUUACUAGUACUAUUUUUGGGAUCAUAGGAAGAAGAAGGGAAAAAAAAUGUUACUAACUUGUGAUCCUAAUGAUGGUGAAGGUGGUAUCAAACUACUUGAUGAGUUGACCACCAAUGCGAAACAAAUUCAACAGCAGAUACUAGAAAGCAUAUUGCAACAAAAUGGUGAAACUGAGUAUUUAGGAAAGUUUCUUGGUGAUCAUGUGAUCAACAAGGACACUUUCAAAAAUAAAGUUCCGGUUGUGAAUUAUGAAGAUAUUAAGCCAUACAUUGAAAGGCUUGCAAAUGGUGAACCAUCCAAUAUCAUAUGUUCACAAACCAUCACUGAGCUUCUUACAAGUUCUGGAACUUCAGGAGGACAACCAAAGAUGAUGCCAACCACUUCUGAAGAUUUGGAUAGAAAGACAUUCAUGUACAAUAUCCUUGUGCCUGUUAUGAACAAGUAUGUAGAUGGUUUAGACCAAGGUAAAGGAAUGUACCUCUUAUUCAUAAAACCAGAAAUCAGUACUCCGUCGGGUUUAGUGGCACGGCCCGUAUUGACAAGUUAUUACAAAAGUAGCAAUUUCCGAAACCGGGCUUUCAGCAGGUACAGUGUCUAUACGAGUCCCGACGAGACCAUCUUGUGCUCAGACAACAAGCAGAGUAUGUAUUGUCAGUUACUAUGCGGUUUAAUUCAACGAGAUGAAGUGCUAAGGGUAGGAGCUGUUUUUGCAUCUGCGUUCCUCCGAGCCAUAAAGUUCUUAGAAGAUUUCUGGCAAGAGUUGUGUUCAAACAUCAGGACGGGGAAUGUAAGUACUUGGAUCACUGACCGGGGGUGUCGAACUGCUGUUAUGAGCAUUCUUAGACAACCGAAUGAAGAAUUGGCGGAUUACAUUGAGAAAGAAUGUGGUAAAAAAUCAUGGGAUGGCAUAGUUAAGAGAUUAUGGCCAAGAACCAAGUACAUCGACGUGAUUGUCACAGGGUCCAUGGCACAAUAUAUCCCUACACUGGAUUUCUACAGUGGUGGGCUUCCUCUUCUAUCUACUAUGUACGCUUCGUCCGAGAGUUACUUCGGGAUCAAUGUAAAUCCUUUGAACAAGUCAUCCGACGUUUCUUACACACUCCUUCCAAAUAUGGCCUACUUCGAGUUCAUUCCUGUCGAGAAAAACCAUGACGAAGAAGAAGCAAGCCAAGGGCUUCAAUGCAACGGCCUGUCUGAUAAGAUUUGCAGCUUAGGGGAAGAGGAACAACAAGUGAUGGAAACUGUCGAUCUUGCGGAUGUCAAAGUCGGUCAUUAUUACGAAAUCGUUGUCACCACUUUCACAGGGCUAUACAGGUACAGAGUUGGUGAUAUUCUAAUGGUGACAGGAUUUUACAACAAUGCACCACAAUUCCGGUUUGUGCAUCGCCGCAACGUAGUCUUAAGUAUCGAUACAGACAAAACAAACGAAGAGGAUCUGUUGAAAGCAGUAACACAAGCCAAACUAGUGAUCGAGCCAUUGGGUUUUCUGUUAACCGAGUAUACAAGUUAUGCGGAUACUUCAUCAAUUCCUGGCCACUAUGUUUUGUACUGGGAACUGAAGAUUAGAGAAAAUAUAAACGGUGAAUUGCCUGACGUCGAUACGAAAAUGAUGGAAGAAUGCUGUUCAACAGUUGAAGAAUCACUUGAUUCAGUUUAUAGAAGAUGUAGGAACAAAGAUAAAUCAAUUGGUCCAUUGGAAAUAAGGGUUGUGAGAAGUGGUGCAUUUGAUGCACUUAUGGAUUUUUGUGUCACUCAAGGCUCUUCAGUAAAUCAAUACAAGACACCAAGGUGUAUCAAGUCUGAUGUUGCUAUUAAGAUUUUGGAUUCCAUGGUCAUUGGCAAGUUUUUUAGUAGGAAAACUCCAUUCUGGCAACCUUACACAAUGGGCAUCCCUUUGGAGCAGUAGAAGAAGAAGUUCAACAGGAAUCCCCACAUGUAGUCCUCUCAGUAGUCAGUGUUAUUCAAUGGGAUUCCUCAGAAUUUCUUAGGAAUCCAUUAGAAUCUGGAUUUGUAAAAGCUCUCUCUCCCUCUCUUGGUUCUUUUUUCUUCUUUAUUUUCACCUCUCUUGGAUUGUUUGGAAGACGAUAUUACCCUUAGCUUAUUGUUCUGAAUUAGUUACUAUUGUGUGUGGAAAUCAUUUAAUGUCAUCUAUUUUCAGUUAAUUAAUGAGGGUGUUUAUGUCAA
Molecule: messenger RNA, 2522 nt
Organism: Papaver somniferum (opium poppy)
Lineage: Eukaryota; Viridiplantae; Streptophyta; Magnoliopsida; Ranunculales; Papaveraceae
Product: indole-3-acetic acid-amido synthetase GH3.17-like
Exons: 4
Coding region: 385-2244 (619 amino acids)
Cellular component (GO): cytoplasm
Molecular function (GO): acid-amino acid ligase activity
Source: RefSeq, a predicted model, not a curated record